Molecule: messenger RNA, 804 nt
Organism: Micromonas commoda
Lineage: Eukaryota; Viridiplantae; Chlorophyta; Mamiellophyceae; Mamiellales; Mamiellaceae
Exons: 1
Coding region: 45-719 (224 amino acids)
Source: RefSeq, a predicted model, not a curated record
GGGCGCCGGGCCGUCGGUCCGUCGGUCGCGGUCGCCUCGUCGCGAUGGCCGCCAACGUGACGGGCGGACCCAAGUUUAAGAUGCCGCGCGGGGCGUCGGGGGAGGAGGUCGCGCGCAUCGUGGAGAAGGGUAAGGCUCGCGCCCUUGAGACGGGCGCAUCGGCGAGGCGCGCGUCGUCGUCGAGGCCUGUCCCCGUCGCCGAGGCCCACGUUCCCAUCCUGGCGGUCGACGGCGUCGCCGACGGCGGCGUGUACCUCUCCAAGAGCACGGAUGGUAGGGGCGGGGAGAUCGAGGAGGAGGGGCUCAAGCGCGAGGCGAGGCUCAACGCGCUGCGUCGGCUGGAUCCCGGCGUCGCGAAAAAGCUUCGCGAGCUGAAGGACGCCGAGGUCUCCGCGUCGUCGUCGUCGUCGUCGUCGAUGUCGUCGUCGUCGUCGUCGAGCGGCGAGUCAUCAUCCGGGAGCGAUUCGUCCUCGUCGGAGAGCGAGUCGAGGCGCGGUAAGCGACGAGGGCGGAGAGGGGAUCGGAAGAGGUCGAAGAAGAGGAGGCGCCGCUCGUCCUCGUCGUCGUCGAGCGGCGACGGCGAGUCGAGGGCCCGGAAGAAGCUCGAGAAGCGGAGCAGGGAGACGCUCGAGGACGAGCUGCGACGGCUACGGAAGAAAAACGCGACGAGGGAGCGUCGAUUGGAGCGCGGGUCUCGCAAGUCGUCCGGAAAGCGGUGACGGUGGGCGGCGGCGAACGGAUGAGUGAGUGUUGGCUAAAAGUUGGUUGCGACGAUGAAAGGCGGGACACCCCCGCUACUGUGCU